Molecule: messenger RNA, 3153 nt
Organism: Coprinopsis cinerea okayama7#130
Lineage: Eukaryota; Fungi; Basidiomycota; Agaricomycetes; Agaricales; Psathyrellaceae
Product: ariadne-2
Exons: 7
Coding region: 1-3153 (1050 amino acids)
Molecular function (GO): RNA binding; metal ion binding
Source: RefSeq, a predicted model, not a curated record
AUGGUUGUAGGCGAUCCAAGAACAGCGUUAGGGGUCAAGCAAGCGACAAACGGAAAUACAGGCCAGAAUCGAAUAUCGCACGUGAAGAAGCGCUCAAAUGGGAGCACGGGCCACUCGAUUGUCCCCAAGGUGCAGAGCAAAGAGAAUGCGCAGGCUGGACCUCCGAUAUCUGAGAAGGGCGUCGCGGUAGUUUCUGAAGCACAUACACCCCACAUAACCAGUGGACCUUCUUCAAGUUUCAAGGAUAACAGGGUUUCGGCGUGCGAGACAUCUUCUUCACCCGCAGGUGAAAGCAACGAGGAAGAAACGUCAUCUAUAUCAACGACUAACAUGGACAAGCCUCUCCUAGUUGUCCAUGAACCCAAUGGGCCUGCUCCAUACAGGCCAUUUACUGCAUUUGGGGUAACUGCGUUCCGCACCAGGGCACGCUUAAACGAAAUAUGCAUACUCUACCUCGUGAAAGCUUGUCCUCGAGGCCAAAAUUGCAACAGGAUACAUCCGACCAAUGUCAGGUAUUAUAAGGAACUCUUGCAAGACAAGGCGGCGACCCCGAUCUUCUACAAUGAGACCCCGGGACCAGAGGCAGACGAGGGCGAAUCGAGCUCGGACGAGGAAUCGCAGACCGACGGAGCCGACGCCACAGAAGAUCAUGGCACAGAGCCGCCCAGUUCGCCCCCUCCCCCCAGUUCCCCCCCUAUCACUCCAGACAACUCACCUCUUGAAGAGAAGCCCUCAACUAUCCAACCUCGUGGAUCUCGUGAACCAGAGCAAUGGGAUGUAGCCUUGAGUGCCGAUGCUUGGGUUGACAGUGAUUCAGGCUCUUCCGCGGUUGAGGAAUGCCAGGCAGAAAUCGAUCCUCCUCGUCCAGUUUCCCCUGGAUCAUCGCACACGGAGGAAGAGGUAGAGACGACCAGUAUCACCACCUCUCGUCGCCUUGGACCAGGUCGAGACUUUUCUUCUGACGAAGGCCCAAGGAAACCGAGGGCGCCGUUCAGCGAAAGGUCUAUCAAUUAUGAACCUUCAUUGGCCCCAUCGUCGACGGCACAGAACCAAGCUUCGUCCCAAGUUGGCCCAGUCCAGCGUCCUGGCCAACACGGUGUCUGCCACAAGUGGCUCGAAGGCAAAUGCUGGCGUGGUAGAUCUUGCCCUUAUUCGCAUCCCCAGCUUCCUCUUCCGAGCGGCACUGAGUCCUUCGAUGCCGCCCUUCGGCCAGCUCCUACCCGAGGCCCUCCCCCUCCUCCAAAUUCCAGUGUCUGCGUCAAGUGGUUACAAAACUUAUGUGACCGCGGCGCAGAUUGCACUUAUGUUCACGAAGACGUGGAUUAUGACUACACGCUUCCUCGACGCCCUUUAUUACCUGUGCCCAUCAAGAAACAACCGGAAACCAUGAUGCGGCUGAUACACAAACACAUCCGCGUCAAGAUUUCCGACGGUUUCGAAGUCGUCUCAAUAACCACAGGUUUCGAAACCUCUUGGGUGUACAUUGGAAACGUCCCUAGGAAAGUGACGCCAGAAGCCAUGGCGCGGCUUUUACGACGACAUGGCGAGUUCACCGAUAUCCGACUACCAGAGCAGAUAACUACGGCCUUGAUAACGGUCAGGGUACGAUUCUCCUCACCUCUUGAAGCUUCCAAAGCUUGCACCACUCUCAACGGUUUGGAAGUCUUCGGAUCGACCAUCUCAGCGCGGCUGUCGCUCGACACCGUUGGCCACGACAAGACGCCCACACUAUUAAACGACACCUCGGUACGGAUCUCUUGGGAGGCGGCGUCGAAAAUGGCUUAUGGUGGCUUCUCAAGUCGGCAACAGGCGGACCAAGCGAUUGACAAGUGUCGAAGGGUACCGUUCGCCGACCGACUGUUGCGAGCCACCAUCCACACCGGGCUGCCCGCCGUUGGAAGAUUCACCGUGCGCUUCGAGGGCGUGCCCGCCGACACCAAGCCGCAGGAGAUGAAGCAAUUCCUUUCUGCAGACGACGUCAUGUGGGGCCAAGUAAACUACACUUCACCCGACAACGGUAUCAGCGGUAUCCAAAGGCUCCUCAAGUACAACCACUCCGACAUCCUGCAGUUUGACGUUUUGCCCCCUCCGUAUAAGGGCGGUAUCAUCACAGCCUGGGCUCAGCUUCCCACCUCGGCUGAGGCCACGGCUCUUUGCGAACGACUGCACGGACGGAAGCCCACAUGUAUUGGUCGCACUCGGAUUAAUGCCCGCCAUAUGCAAACAUUGGAAUACUCGCUCAACAAUGAGAUGUACAGCAGGGUGCAACGGGAACUCGAAGAACUCAAGACCAGCGCUGCACGGAAACAUCUCGUGGUCAGCAUCCGGCCUCGCCCGACCUGUGUGACUGUUCGUCUAUCGGGAGAGGACGUCAAGGAACUCGGUCAACUCAAGGCGGAGCUAGACAUCGUCCUUUCAGGGGAGGUCGUCCGAGACAACGGGAAGAUAGCUUGGGACCCAUUUUUCUUCCAUGGCGAGGGUAUCCGGUUCGUCCAAGCUUUGCAGCGAGCCCACCCGCUAGCCAGGGUCUCUAUCGACAAGAUCAGACGCCAAAUUCGAAUUUCUGGGUGCGCUGCCGACCGCCAAUCCCUUCGAACCAAACUGCUGUCAAAGCUCAAAGAACUCCAAAGCCAACUCGUAUACACAUUGGCCUUAGACGGGCACGUCAUUGGCCUAUUCCUACACCAUGAACUCCCUGGGUUGAGGAGGAGUCUCGGCGAAGAAAACGUUUUCCUCGACCUUUGGAACCGUCAACUUCGCAUUCGAGGUAACACCGCCGCCAAAGACGAAGCGUGCGACGCUCGGACGCGCGCCCGCCGCAGGCUCGGCAUGGAUCGCCGACGCCCCUUGGUGGAAUGUCCCGUCUGUUUCGACGCCGUUUCCGUUCCCAUAACGCUCUCCUGCGGGCAUUCCUGGUGCAAAACGUGCAUGGUGCGAUACAUGCUAACCGCCAUAGACCAGAAGUUUUUCCCCAUUACAUGUCUCGGGAACGACGCCAAGUGCGAAGAGAAGAUUCCCCUCAGCUGUGCAUCCCAACUCCUCUGCAAGGCAGAUUUCGAAACGCUGAUCGAAACGGCCUUCUCCGCACGAAGGAAAGGAGCAGUUCGACGAGUGGAUGAAGAACAACGACGUGAAACAAUGUCCUGGGUGUAA